Messenger RNA from Eubalaena glacialis (North Atlantic right whale), 1562 nucleotides. RefSeq names its product mitochondrial translational initiation factor 3 (gene MTIF3). Bases 322 to 1158 code for a protein of 278 amino acids. Gene Ontology annotation, cellular component: mitochondrion. NCBI's taxonomy places the organism in Eukaryota, Metazoa, Chordata, Mammalia, Artiodactyla, Balaenidae. Gene Ontology annotation, biological process: mitochondrial translational initiation; ribosome disassembly. Gene Ontology annotation, molecular function: translation initiation factor activity; ribosome binding. The transcript is spliced from 5 exons. The record is from RefSeq and is a predicted model, not a curated record.
AGCCCCGCCCACUACGGAAGGUGAAAGGGUCUCACGGCGGAGCCCGUUUGCGGGCUCCUUCUGCCAAACCUUACCAGUCGGCGGCCCGGAACAGGCCAUCAGAUGUAUUGAUAAGUUGUUCACUACGUUCACGAAGAGGUGUCUGUGAGUCAGCAGGGAUUCAAGAUUCUGCAUCGUCCUAAAUAAACCCGUAGGGUGACACCUGCUUUUGGAGCUGGCACUGUGAGAUCCACGGGGAACGGAGUCAACUAAGAUAACUUGGAAGUUUCCUGUGCACGGACCUGCAAUGUUCACAGUGAGCUUUUCUCCUUGCUUUUUAGGAUGGCUGCCCUUUUUCUAAAGAGGUUAACAUUACAAACUAUAAAAACGGAAAAUACUUGCAUUAGAAGAUGUUUGGGUAAAUACGUCGCACAAAAGACGGCACUGGCGGAGCCAUCCCACAUUGCCUCUGCCCCAAGACCAUCCUGCCUCAUUCACGCAAAAGCUUUUAGUACUGAAGACACCCAGGACAAGAGAGAAAAGAAAAAAAAGAAUGCAACAGCUUUUCGUAACGUUGGAAGAAAAAUUAACGAGCGCAUCAUUCAGGUGCUGGACGAGAAGGGCAACGACCUGGGCCCCAUGCACCGAGCGAACGUAAUCAGGCUCAUGGCCGAGCAGGACCUGCGGCUGGUGCCGAGGGACCCCGGGGCCGAGCCCCCACGGUACCAGCUCAUGACGGGCACGCAGAUCUACCAGGAGCGGCUCCGGCGCAGAGGGAUGGAGAGGGCCGAGCCCAAGCCUGGACCCACCCUGACAAAGGAACUGACUUUUUCUUCAAAUAUUGGACAACAUGAUUUGGACACAAAGAGUAAACAGAUUCAGCAGUGGAUCGAGAAAAAGUACAAAGUUCAAAUUACAAUAAAGAAAGGGAAGAAUACAGAAGAGCCAGAAAACAAAAUGGAGGAGAUAUGUAAUCAAAUACUCCAGACUAUGCCUGGAAUAGCUACCUUCUCAUCCAGGCCACAGCCCAUCAGAGGGGGAAAGGCUGUGAUGUGUGUGCUUCGUCCCUUGAGCCAAAAGGAAGAGAAUGCGUGCAGAUCAGCUCAGGGGACCCAGAGAGGAGACGCUCUGAACAGAGAAAAUGGAAACCACGGAGCAUCCAAUGCUCUGCACCAGUGAUUUUAAUAAAAACGUGCUUCUGAGAGAAAAUAACUGAGCUGGCUAGUCUGCGGUCCUUCAAACAAAGCAGUCUGGUGUGUAGCUGGGGCCAGCGUCGCCACGGCGGAGGGCACCUUGCCUUUAGUGCAGUUCAGAAGGCAGUUCAGUCUCCCCGUUUCUGGGCAAAGACACGCCCUGGUCCUGUGUCCUUUUAGGAGGGACGUACCCACUGAGCCGAGAGGCCAGGCUCCGUUUUUCACGAGACGGUCUCACCUUUGGGAAUAAGGAAGACAGAUUACAGGCAGGCCUCUAUAUCUGCGGGUCAACCAACAGCUGAUCAAAAAUAUUUUAGAAAAAGAAAAAGUCCAGAAAGUUCCAAAAAGCAAAUUUUGAAUUUACCGUGUGCCGACAACAAUUUACAUAGC